Messenger RNA from Aspergillus neoniger CBS 115656, 1076 nucleotides. RefSeq lists its product as uncharacterized. The transcript has 3 exons. The record is from RefSeq and is a predicted model, not a curated record. The coding region runs from base 51 to 1076 and encodes 341 amino acids. Lineage: Eukaryota; Fungi; Ascomycota; Eurotiomycetes; Eurotiales; Aspergillaceae.
GAUACGACUUGCUUAUAACUUUCAAUUAUUCAACCAAGAUAUCCGUUACCAUGAACGACCCCUUGAAACAGUAUCUAAAAUUCUCCGAUGCGGACCGACAUCCACAUACUCCAGCGCUGGAGGUAACUCUAACUGCACCCAGAAACUUCUAUACUGAAAGCCCGAAUUUGAAUCUCGUUACAGUGACUAUCACUCGAUCUAAGAAGCACCAGGAACCCAAGCCAACCUACUUCUACUGGUCCCCCAGCACCAAUGAAGGAUUCAGGGUCUUUCGUGACUCGCCCAGUGAGGGCCUAAUGGAGGUGGAGGUGCAGUCAGAUUGCUCCUCACCAAUAACGCGGCAGUCAAACCCUCUUCACCUCUGGUACUUGGGUGCGGAUGAUGAAGCCGUGUCGUGGGAUAUCCCUCUUGGGGAGAAUCUAUCUCGAUCCGUUAUAAAAAGUGAAUGGAUCACAUACGAGCUCUUCUGGCCAGGAGGUGAGGUGCAUCUUUGGGAUUGGGGAUCGAAUGAUACAAAUAAAGAAAAUUUGGAAAUCACGGAGCUGGAGGCGAAAUCGACCCCGAUGACACUGCCUGGAGGCGCACGAUUCUCUUUCACAUUAAUUGAAGGUAGUGCGCCGCCGCCGCCACCAAGGCCAUUGACUCCUCCAAUCGUCGAAUUAGAUCUCAGUACUCUGCCCGCCGACAUGGAGGAUACAGGAGAGUGGGAGUCCUGGCGCGGCGAUGGCGUAUGUGGAUACGCUUUGUUUGAGGAUGAAGAUGUUCCACGAACGGUGGGUACAAGCGACGGUUUUAUGUCUCUGCAGCCCAACGAGACCUGGUGUAAAGAGCGGAAACUUGGAAUGGUGGUUGAUCUACCUGAAGAUGCUCGAGGUGGAGAGGUCAUGCGACACCAAUUCAAGGGAUGCAAGUGGACUUGGUGGGAUUGGGGAAUAAAGGAGGAUCAUAUGGACACUAUUGUAAUGGUAGUUGGAUUCGGGGUGAUCACUAAGCCAGCUGACAAUGACGGACGGCCGGAGGUGGUGGUGCCGGCUUCGAAUAUGGUUGAGUUUACAGUUGCUGAUCGGGGUCGGUGA